AUGGAAGAGGAGCUGAAGUGUCCGGUGUGCGGCUCGCUCUUCCGCGAGCCCAUCAUCCUGCCCUGCUCGCACAAUGUCUGCCUGCCCUGUGCCCGCACCAUCGCCGUGCAGACCCCGGAGAACGAGCAGCACCUGCCUGCCCUGCUCCAACCGCGGGGCUCCGCGCCGCCCGCGGCCGUCGCGGCCGCGCCGGGGCCGAGCUUGGGGCCGGGGCCGGCCGCCUCGCUGGACUCGGAGUGCGCGGCGGGCGGCGGCGUAGACCACGCGGACAAGCUGAGCUUGCACAGCGAAACUGACAGCGGCUACGGCUCCUACACUCCCAGCCUGAAGUCCCCCAAUGGCGUGCGGGUGCUGCCGCUGGUGCCCGCACCCCCCGGGGCGACGGCGUCUCAGAGGGGCGCCGGCCCCGCCGGCUCGUCCCUCACCUGCCCGCAGUGCCACCGGAGCGCCUCCCUGGACCAGCGCGGCCUCCGCGGCUUCCAGCGCAACCGGCUGCUGGAGGCCAUCGUGCAGCGCUACCAGCAGGGCCGCGCCGCCGCCGCCGCCGCCAAGUGCCAGCUGUGCGACCGCAGCCCUCCCGAGCCGGCGGCCGUGCUGUGCGAGCAGUGCGACGUGCUGUACUGCGCCGCCUGCCAGCUCCGCUGUCACCCUGCCCGCGGACCCUUCGCCAAGCAUCGUCUGGUACCGCCGCCCGGGGCCCCGGGCCCACCCGGAGGGGGGGACGGCGGCGGGAAGGGGGCGGGCGGCGGGCGUAAGCUGCCGACGUGCGCCGAGCACGACUUGGAGAACUACAGCAUGUACUGCGUGAGCUGCCGCAGCCCCGUGUGUUACCAGUGCCUGGAGGACGGCAGGCACGGCAAGCACGAGGUCAAGGCCCUGGGCGCCGUGUGGAAGCAGCACAAGGCACAACUGUCUCAGGCUUUAAAUGGUGUUUCAGAUAAAGCAAAGGAAGCUAAAGAAUUUUUGGUUCAGCUGAAAAAUUUAUUGCAGCAGAUACAGGAGAAUGGAUUGGAUUACGAAGCCUGUCUUGUUGCUCAGUGUGAUGCCUUGGUUGAUGCGUUAACGCGACAAAAGGCCAAACUGCUCACAAAAGUGACCAAGGAACGUGAGCACAAACUAAAGGUUGUUUGGGACCAGAUAAACCACUGUACGCUGAAGCUACGUCAAUCAACAGGGCUUAUGGAGUACUGCCUAGAAGUUAUCAAAGAAAAUGAUCCCUCUGGGUUUUUACAGAUUUCAGAUGCUUUAAUCAAACGUGUCCAGGUAUCUCAGGAACAGUGGGUCAAAGGAGCCUUGGAGCCAAAAGUGUCUGCUGAGUUUGACCUGACGCUGGAUAGUGAACCCCUACUGCAAGCCAUUCAUCAGCUGGAUUUUAUCCAGAUGAAAUGUAGGGUGCCACCCGUCCCACUACUGCAACUGGAGAAGUGUUGCACCAGAAACAACAGUGUGACAUUGGCCUGGAGGAUGCCACCUUUGAGCCACAACCCAGUGGAGGGUUAUAUCCUGGAACUUGACGAUGGAGAUGGUGGCCAAUUUCGUGAAGUAUAUGUUGGCAAGGAGACUCUCUGCACUAUCGAUGGCCUUCAUUUCAACAGCACCUAUAAUGCAAGAGUCAAAGCUUUUAACUCAUCUGGAGUUGGUCCAUACAGCAAGACAGUUAUUUUACAGACAUCAGAUGUGGCAUGGUUCACUUUCGACCCCUCCUCAGCUCACAGGGACAUUGUGCUGUCGAACGACAACCAGACCGCCACCUGCAGCAGUUACGAUGACCGCGUUGUCCUUGGCACGGCCGCCUUCUCCAAGGGCGUGCAUUACUGGGAACUGCACGUGGAUCGGUAUGACAACCAUCCUGAUCCAGCCUUUGGCAUUGCCAGGAUUAAUGUUGUCAAGGACAUGAUGCUAGGCAAGGAUGACAAGGCGUGGGCUAUGUACGUUGACAACAACCGCAGCUGGUUCAUGCACUGCAAUUCUCACACCAACCGGACAGAAGGAGGAGUUUCCAAAGGUGCCACUGUUGGUGUCCUCCUGGAUCUAAAUAAGCACAGCCUGACUUUCUACAUAAAUGGGCAGCAACAAGGGCCUCCAGCUUUUGAAAACAUAGAGGGUGUCUUCAUGCCUGCACUAAGCCUCAACCGAAACGUUCAGGUGACACUGCACACAGGACUGGAGGUUCCCCAAUGUGUAAAGCAGCCAAAGUUGCCCAGCAACUAAUGACAC
Messenger RNA from Lagopus leucura (white-tailed ptarmigan), 2217 nucleotides. It is a transcript of the gene TRIM67, whose product is annotated as tripartite motif containing 67. The coding region runs from base 1 to 2211 and encodes 736 amino acids. The transcript is spliced from 10 exons. Gene Ontology annotation, molecular function: zinc ion binding; protein binding. The record is from RefSeq and is a predicted model, not a curated record. NCBI's taxonomy places the organism in Eukaryota, Metazoa, Chordata, Aves, Galliformes, Phasianidae.